ACAAGAGCAGGGGGGCAAAAAAAAAACGAGCGAGUUGAUACAGCUCCUAGAUGCUUCACACUUCUGCACCUCUAGCAGAAAGUGACAUGCAAUGCCAAUUCACACCGUUGAGCCAUACAGCUGGGCUGAUCGUUGCAAAGUGCUGAAGCCUAGCAGACACUGGGCACAUCUGCAUUCUGAGGCAAAGGACUAUUCUUUCUUGAUGUUAAUUUGAAAUCUUUUUUUUUCUUUGCUUUUGUUUGCACACCUAAAUGAGUGUGGCAUGAACCGUUUUCCUAGGUGGCUUCCCUGCACACCAGAAUGGGAACAGCUGUAUCCAAAAGAAGAAACCUGAGGAGUGAUGCCAUUUCAUCUGUCGCAGCCAAAGUUAGAGCAGCCAGAGCUUUUGGUGAAUACCUGUCCCAAAAUCAGUCGGAUAACAGAAGUGGUUCAGACCAACUGUUAGCUGAUGCAUUUAUGAGCCAAGAAGAGGCUGUGGAAUCCCAGCAAAUACCCCAGAACAAGCGCAGAUUAUCUCUUGUCUCCAACAGCAAGUUUGAGAGAAGUUUUUCAGAGGAGCAACCUGAGAAGAUACCAGGAAAAGAAGAAGAACAGAAGCCCAGAGUGUACACUAUUUCCGGAGAGAGGCAGAUGCUGUCUGAUCGAGAAAACCAGAGCAUAGAACUGGCACUUUUGAAGGGUGAGCAGGAACUUCGGCCCCAUAUUCAGCCCCUGCAGAGUGCAGGCAGCUCACACAACAUUGGCCGGCACUGCAAGUGGGGGGCCAGCAGGCAGGGUUCUAGAGAGUGCCCCAACUGUGCCCGACUUGCUGCUGCCCCUUCCCAUCACUCCUUUGAUCUUGACCACCUACAUUCCAGUGAGGCAGGAUGGCGGCGAAAAAAACUGGAGAGGAUGUACAGUGUGGAUCGGGUCUCUGACGAUGUGCCUAUACGGACCUGGUUCCCCAAAGAAAACCUCUUCAGUUUUCACACUGCCACCACUACUAUGCAAGCGAUUUCGGCAUUCAGGGGUUAUGCAGACAGAAAGAGGAGGAAACGGGAAAAUGAUUCUGCCGCCGUUAUACAAAGAAAUUUCCGUAAACAUCUGCGCAUGGUUGGUAGCCGAAGGAUGAAAGCACAGGGCUUUGCAGAUCGUCGAGAGAAAAGUUUUAGCCGGUCAUGGAGUGACCCCACUCCUAUUAAGGCUGACUCCUUCAAUGACUCUCGGGAAAGUCAUGAUCUCCAAAACUCCUGCAGUGCCCUGGAUGAUGACUUUGAUGAUUUGAACUGGGAGGCUGAAAAGGAGCUGGAAGCCCUUGCAUGUGAGGGUGAUGACUUUGUUCCUCCCAAAAUUAUGCUGAUCUCCUCUAAAGUGCCAAGGGCUGAAUACAUCCCAACCAUUAUCCGUCGGGAUGAUCCUUCCAUCAUUCCCAUUCUUUAUGACCAUGAACAUGCCACUUUUGAUGAUAUUUUAGAAGAAAUUGAGAAGAAGCUUAACAAUUACAGAAAAGGUUGCAAGAUUUGGAAGAUGCUCAUCUUUUGUCAGGGGGGUCCUGGCCAUCUCUACUUGCUUAAGAACAAAGUUGCCACAUUUGCAAAGGUGGAAAAGGAGGAAGACUUGAUUAUGUUCUGGAGACGUCUGAGUCGUCUGAUGAGCAACAUCAACCCUGAACCCAAUGUCAUUCACAUCAUGGGCUGCUACAUUCUGGGGAAUCCAAAUGGAGAGAAGCUCUUCCAGAACCUAAAGGCAUUGAUGAAUCCAUACAGAAUAUCAUUUGAGUCCCCACUGGAGCUGUCUGCACAAGGAAAAGAAAUGAUUGAGACCUACUUUGACUUCCGUCUCUAUCGUCUGUGGAAGGCUCGACAGCAUUCCAAAUUACUGGACUAUGAUGACAUCUUAUGAGUGAUGGCAGGAAUGUCUUAAUGGAGUUGAUUCUUCAAAAGUCUUAGGAGCCAUUGAAGCCCAGACUUUCUAUUUAUCUGCAGUUGCCUGCCACAGCCACGGAGGCAGUGAAAAACAAGGCACCUCAAGAUUGAGCUGUAUGGAUCGAGUCGAAGGCUAUCAUUUCCUCAAUGCUUUCAGAGAAAGAAUGAAGUUGGUUUGGUGCCUGUGGGUAGUGUUGCACAGUGACCCACAUCUCUUUAUGGAGUGAGAAAGGCGAAACCAGGUGACAGAAAUACCUGGUAGGUCAAGGCUGUUUCAGGCCAUGGCAAGCUGAUUUCCUAGUCCUUUUGAGAAAAAAAUAAAAACUUGAUCAAGCUCAGGGUGUUCUGACAAAAAGAUUUCAUGCACAAUUCACAAGAGUAAUACUGGAUUGUGCUGCAUAGAGUCAUGGUUCAUUCAAGAAUGAUUGGAGGGCUAAACUGUGCACAUGAUCAGCUGGGAAAUGUCUUGCUGUACUGAAUUCAGAUGAGUUUUCUCAAAUAAUGUGAAAUUCAUUUGCAUAAGAUUCUGUAGGAUUUAAUAUUUCUUCUACUAUAGCAAAUAAAUGCAAUUUUAUAUAUAGAUGUAGAUAUAUAUACAAAUUAAAUAUAUAUAUAAAUACAUACAUGUACUUUCUUAUAAACUAGGAGUAUAAAACAUUUGAAAUACCUGAUCAGCAAAGAUAUAUGCUGAGUUUUGAAUAUAUAGCUAUAUGUAUACACUUAUAUUCCACAGAUGUGUGAAUCACCAGCAGACUUGGACUUUUGGUAGCUCUUAGCUCUAAAAUAACCUUAAGGAUCUUUGGAUUUCCUUCUGUUUGCGGACUUCCAGAAUCCAUAUAUUGCACUAAAUGUCCCUCAUGUCUGGGGCUGUACAGUUCUGCUUGGAUUAGCCUAAUUUCUGGAAUUUGGAUCUUGUUGCUUAGGAUGCUAAACGUGGUAAGGUUUAGGCAAACUAUUCUGCAAGUGCACUGCACAAAUGUUGACAGGAGACAGUUUGGAGCAUUAGUUCUUUUGUAUCUCUUCUUACUGUGGGAUGCAACUCACUGACGCAUCCCCAUCAGUUACCUGGUUGAUUUAAGCUACAGUUAUGCAUAUUUUAACAAGACAAUGCUCAUUUUGUAGUACUGGCUUUCAAUGGGGGUGGAAAUGUCCUACAGUAUGGACAAGCUCAUAAUUUAUAAAAAGCCAUUGAAACUAGACUGUUUAGAGAAUUUUUUUUUUUUACAAAAGUGAUGUUGAGGUUUUCCUUUAUGUCAGAGUUACCUGUUGUUUGAUAUA
Molecule: messenger RNA, 3182 nt
Organism: Protopterus annectens (West African lungfish)
Lineage: Eukaryota; Metazoa; Chordata; Ceratodontiformes; Protopteridae
Gene: NSMF
Product: NMDA receptor synaptonuclear signaling and neuronal migration factor
Exons: 15
Coding region: 301-1881 (526 amino acids)
Biological process (GO): regulation of neuronal synaptic plasticity; positive regulation of neuron migration
Cellular component (GO): cytoplasm; nucleus
Source: RefSeq, a predicted model, not a curated record